Molecule: messenger RNA, 486 nt
Organism: Helianthus annuus (common sunflower)
Lineage: Eukaryota; Viridiplantae; Streptophyta; Magnoliopsida; Asterales; Asteraceae
Exons: 1
Coding region: 1-486 (161 amino acids)
Source: RefSeq, a predicted model, not a curated record
AUGGCCACACUGCACAAAUUCAAAAUGUUAGCCACACAAUGCGCCGUCGCCGGAAGUCCCACUCGUAGCCCCUCCACCAGCCCCGUCCUCAACCUCCGCCGCCGGAAAACACUCCGCAUGCUCCUCACCCGCGGCGGCGACGGAAACCACCGCCGCCGGUUGCCGCCGACUGACGACUUCGUAGAUCGGAGAGGAAGCGAUGUUGAUUCCUCAUCGGAGGAUGAGAAAGAUAACGGUUCGAGGAGAAAGUUAAAGGACUUGUUCGUAUCGUCAUCGUGUUCGUCUUCAUCACCGCCGGUUGAGGAGAUCGGAGGUCAUGGUGGAGAUGAGGCGAACCGGUGGAGCGGUUAUGAUUGCGAUCUGAUUUUCGGGCGCGGUGGUGGUGGUGGUGGUGGUUCGAGAGGUGUUAGGUUUUUUCCAGGUUCGUUACGGCAGCGGUUACUUAGACGAGCGUGGAGGCCUGUGUUGGUGACGAUUCCUGAGUAA